AUGGACGUUUCAAGGUCUAGAGUGGCUUCAGGCAGCUCCCUGCCCUCCACUGUCGCCUCACACACUGGCACCGGUUGGGGCGUCGACAUCCCAGGAGCGUCGGCAUCCCUUGCUAGUUCCUCACGCACAGGCCUCGCUUCUCGAGUACACAGAGAACGCGAGAGGAGCAGCAGGCCAAAGGACAAACAUAUACUCGCUCUGCGCUCCAUUCGCGACUUUCUCCGUGGGCGCAGCAGCUACGACGUACUUCCCGUCAGUUUCCGUCUCAUCGUGCUAGACACCAAGCUCGUCGUCAAGCCGGCGCUCGAGGUCAUGUGGCAGGCUGGCGUAGUGUCUGCUCCCCUCUGGCAGUCGACACCGCAUGAACUCCUCGGUAACUCUUCCAGCCAAGACGCAGAGCGACAACAACCUCAACCAUCAGCUCAAGUCCAAGAUAGCAAAGAUCCAACACAACCAGAAGGCCGAGUCAGUCCUAAGACUACGUCAGACGCAAAGUCAACAAAGAGUACAUCCGACAAAGCACACCAGCUUUCUGGCUUUGCGGGCAUGCUCACCGUCAAUGACAUCAUUCACCUCAUCCAAUACUACUAUCACCACUCCAGCUACGAUUCCGCCGCCGAAGAUGUCGAAAAGUUCCGCCUGGAACGUCUCCGUGACAUCGAACAGGCGCUCAACGUGCCCCCUCCUCCAUUGCUGUCCGUCCAUCCGCUGAGACCGCUGUUCGACGCCUGUCAGCUGCUCAUCAAGACGCACGCACGUCGUCUGCCGCUGUUGGACUACGACGAGCAGACGGGCAUGGAGACCGUCGUGUCCGUCUUGACGCAGUAUCGUGUUCUCAAGUUUAUCGCCAUGAACUGCAGAGAGACGUCGGCGCUCUGGAGGAGCUUGCGGCAGCUCAACAUUGGUACCUACUGCCAGUACUACAAAGCGGCGCGUGGGAGCACUUCGAGCGGCACAUCGCACCGGGGAUCCGACGCAAGCGAGCCGGGUAUCCUUAAAACGGAGCACGGUCAGAGUCUCAACAUGAGCGAGCUGUCUCCCGACACUACUGCCGCAGAGGAUGCAACGCGCCACGAAUCGGAUGCUUCUAGUGCUCCGGCAUCGGCAUCGCGCAAUGGCGCCGCUGCUGCUGCUACAGCGGAAACAGAUGCAGCAGAAGCAGCGUCGACAAACCCGUACGCGCCUAUCGCAACAGCGACGCUCGACACGACCGUAUUCGACGUAGUCCACAUGUUUUCCGAACGCGGUAUCUCGGCCGUGCCCAUUCUCGACGAGGAUGGCAACGUCGUCGAUCUGUACGAGACCGUCGACGUUAUCACGCUCGUCCGCACGGGAGCAUACACGUCUCUGGACCUAACGAUCCGGCAAGCGCUCGAGCGGCGGCCUCCCGAUUUCGCGGGCGUGUGGACGUGUUCGCCUGACGACUCGCUUGCGUCGAUCUUUGCGCUUCUGCGCAAGCGGAGGGUGCAUAGGAUGCUGAUUCUGGAGCCCGAGCCGAUCCCGCUCAAGAGCGACACUUUGGGCGCGGACAAGACGGCGCCACUCGAGGAGCUGGACAGCUACGUCGACGAUUUGGUCGAGGAGGAGAAGCAGCGCGAGAAGAACGACCGGCUCGCGUUCAUCAACGAUCCGAGGGCAGCGCUCGAGGAGCGGCUCGAGAAGGGCGAUCCGGUGCGCAAGAGUAGGGGCAAGCUCGUGGGGAUUGUGUGUCUGAGUGAUAUACUGAGGUAUGUUAUUGGGGAGCAUUCGAUUGGUGAUGAUGCAGGUGCGGGGGUGGGUGCGGCAGCGGGGGGCGCGAGGAGCAGGGGCACCAGUGUGGCCAGCAGCGCCGGCGGCUCGCACACGGACGCACCGGACCCAUCCGCCCAGCCGAAAUCGGCAGAGGCCGUCACGGACGUCACGUCGCCAACCACGUCGUUGGACGCCACCCAGACGAUCCACGAGGACCAGGCGUUGCAGCUCUGA
Sporisorium graminicola is the source of this 1965-nucleotide messenger RNA. RefSeq lists its product as uncharacterized. The transcript has a single exon. Lineage: Eukaryota; Fungi; Basidiomycota; Ustilaginomycetes; Ustilaginales; Ustilaginaceae. The coding region runs from base 1 to 1965 and encodes 654 amino acids. The record is from RefSeq and is a predicted model, not a curated record.